AACUGUAUGGCUGGAAUGCAUUGAUUUAUACAAAUGAUUUGGCGAUCAGACAUUGAAGAUGGGUAAAAGAAUAAAAGAAUGUUAUGUGCCAGCUUGUCCUAACACAAGUGGCAAUACUGAAAAAACGUUCAUAGAAGUGCCCAGAGUUAAUCCAAGAAGGGUUCAGUGGUUGAAGGCAGCUAAUGUUGAAGGAAGAUGUAUAGGUCGUCUAUACUGUUGCGAGGAUCACUUUGAUGUCCAUAAAGACUUCACUAAUUUUAGAGACCACAAGCGCUAUGGAUCCAAACUAAUUUUUGUUAAUAUGAGUAUUUGUCCAAGCUUAUAUUUGGAUGAUAGUUUUUCACCUUUACUCGUGCAUGAGACUCAUAAAAAGUACAGAAGAAAAAAGAAAUCUGAUAGUGAAAAUGAUCAGGAUGGACCUAAACAUUUUCAGUUUGUUGAUGUUGAUAAAAAUACUGAUGAUGACAAACCUCAGACUACAUUGAAUACAUUUCAAUCUGAAGAAUUUGAUGUACAGUGUCAAGCUCAGGAGGGGUUGAUUAAGGAAGAACCAGUUGAAAUUGACAUAAAAGAAGAAAUGUGGCCUAUGUUAAUGCUAGAGUCUCAUCUGGAGCCAGAGGAUAAUGAGCUCAUGGAAGAUCAACCUUCAUUAAUUUCACUUUCUGAAGAUUUUAUCAUGGAAGAUAAAAAAAUCUCAAAACCUUAUACAAGAAAAACAAGAACUCAGAAAGUGCAAGUUUUGGAAGAGGAUGCUGGAGAAGAAAUUGAGUCAAAAUCACAGCAACAGCAUGGGUGUAAGUGUAACUGUAGUUUUUCAAAUGUAGGAUCCUCCACUACUGCCCCAACUUCCAUACAAGACAUGAUUGACUUUGAUGACCCUUACAAAAAGGCAGCCAUGUACUUUGACAAGUCCCAACGGCAAAUGUCCACUCUUCAAGUGAUCCAGAUGUCUCCAAAAUUCUAUUUAGGAUUGCCCAUCCACAUGAUGCACAUCUUGAAAUCGGUAAGCAUUCAAGAAAAAAUAUUUCCUUUGGAUUUGCUGAUAACCUUGACUAAAAUUCGCUUGAAUGACCCCUUCAUGAGACUCUCCAUAGAUUUUGGCAUGGGAGAAGCUCGUUCACGUAAUGUAUUUCAUGAAACUGUCCCAAAAGUGGCCAAAGCCCUGACCAAUUUGAUCAGUUGGUCUGGCCAUGGGAACAACAGACAGUUCUUUGUCAAUAUAUUUGAGUUGGAUGCUGACCCAAAAAAUCGCCUGGGCUGGUUUGCAGGCAGAGAAAAAAUCAUUGAUAAGAAUGUGGACCCCAACACCUACACCAUGAAGUGUCUGGUGUGCUACAGCAAGGAGGGGGCCAUUUCCUUCGUUUCCCGCUUAUUUCCCGCCAAGAUGGCCGAUAUUGAGGUGAUCGCCUAUUCGGAAAUCCUGAACAGUGUUCCCUCUUGGGCAGAACUGUUUCUUCUCAGUCAUCUGAAUCUGACGCACAAAAGGACCCCUGAAGGAUUGAUCUAUCUCACUGAGUACAUGGAAAAGAAUAAUGUUACUGCCUCUACCCAGGUAUUUUCCGAUGUGAUGUACAAAAGUGUAGGAAGCAGGAUGGGCGUUUUAUACAAGAUGGAUGAAAAGAAAAUUAAAGUGGACAUGAUAGAUCUUUUAAAUGAAUUUAGCAUAUUAAAGAACCACUCAAGAUUUCCCAGGCAGACAGUUGUGAUUAUGCAGGAUAUUAUAAAAAUAGUUUGUGCCCUCAUUAAUACUGAACAUUUGAAUCUGUCAUCAUGAAACAUUAUAUUGGUGGGAUAUAAAUAUUCCUUGUGUCUAUAAGUAUUUAUUUAUAAUUGAAUAAAUUUAUUGUAAUAUUUU
Messenger RNA from Phaedon cochleariae (mustard beetle), 1855 nucleotides. Lineage: Eukaryota; Metazoa; Arthropoda; Insecta; Coleoptera; Chrysomelidae. The record is from the annotation of a GenBank genome assembly.